Ostertagia ostertagi is the source of this 285-nucleotide messenger RNA. The record is from the annotation of a GenBank genome assembly. NCBI's taxonomy places the organism in Eukaryota, Metazoa, Nematoda, Chromadorea, Rhabditida, Trichostrongylidae.
AUGGCUGGGAGAUCAACUGGAGUUGGCUACGACCGCGGCAGGCGAGGAUCUGCGCUCAGAGGCGGGUACAUCAGCAACGACAGCAACAAAGCGAGCAAUGGCUUACUUCUAGCCUAUUCGAACACAUUCGAUCGACCUCUACACAAGCCGUGCUACAAGAAACUAAGUCUCACUAUUCCCGACAAAUUCAUAACACGAGGACGUUAUCCACAAAAAACCUACGACAUUGGAACUUUGAAUCUUGCCAGCAAAUUCAAGGGCCAAACGACAGAUUGCCUCAACUAA